Parastagonospora nodorum SN15 is the source of this 894-nucleotide messenger RNA. RefSeq lists its product as hypothetical. NCBI's taxonomy places the organism in Eukaryota, Fungi, Ascomycota, Dothideomycetes, Pleosporales, Phaeosphaeriaceae. The record is from RefSeq and is a predicted model, not a curated record. The transcript is spliced from 2 exons. The coding region runs from base 1 to 894 and encodes 297 amino acids.
AUGGACGCUCUGCGCUUCGGCAUCCAAACAGGCGAGGUCGUUCUCCAUCAGCUAUUGAACUUGGCGCAUCACGAGCGCCGCUCAAUCGUCGGACAAGGUCCAUAUAUCGACAUCUACCUUGGCGAUAUCCGAGUUUACAAGCGCACUUCUCGACCCUUACUUUUCGCGUCGUGUCCGGAUAUUGGUCGCUUCCUGUCGCCGAUACAGGGUUCCUUCGCGGUGUGUCUACCAGAUGGAUUUACCAACGCCUUAACGGUCAAGCUCGCGGUCUUGUACAUGGAGCAGUAUUUGCUCAGUCCCAGGGUUCGCGACGUGCCAUGGAAGGUCAGCGACGAUUUUGCGUCGUACAUUUGCCUGGCUGAGCUGUUCGCGUAUAGCGGCAUGUCGCAAGCUACUUAUAAACUCGAAAUUGCAAUCAUCCAGGGUAUGCGGGAGCGACCACUCGAUGUUGAACAGAUUCGUGGCACCCUGGCGCGCGAGCAAGCGCGUCGUCCGUCCAGAUAUGCCGAAACGUUGGCGAACAACAUCUUCACAUUUACAUGCGUAGCCAAGAUCGAGCUAUUCAUGCUCGAGUACGAAGUAGAGCCGGCCAAGUCGUACGAGGACCGGGUGAAGGGAGGGAUACAGAGGAGAGCGGCCACAAUUUCGAAACCUGUUGGGCAAGCACAAGGUCGCGCAAGGCGGCAGAUGAAGCAGGUCGAGGACAUGCUGGCAGAUACGGCCAACCUUGCGCUCAAGCAGUUGGUGUGGACAGAAAACAUCCUUCCGGUUACAUUGCCAUCACAGCCUGCAGCAUGGCUCGAAAUUGGACUUGUGGGCGCCCGAGGCACAGCCGAUGGUCAUUCCGGAUUGGGGAAGAUUUUGCUCAAGAGGGCGAGUGACUUGGAUUUAUAG